Messenger RNA from Paramisgurnus dabryanus, 7024 nucleotides. It is a transcript of the gene ppp1r9a, whose product is annotated as protein phosphatase 1, regulatory subunit 9A. Gene Ontology annotation, biological process: calcium-mediated signaling; neuron projection development; actin filament organization. Gene Ontology annotation, molecular function: actin filament binding. Gene Ontology annotation, cellular component: actin cytoskeleton; cytoplasm; dendrite. The record is from RefSeq and is a predicted model, not a curated record. NCBI's taxonomy places the organism in Eukaryota, Metazoa, Chordata, Actinopteri, Cypriniformes, Cobitidae.
UAUAGAGCAGCAGUAAUCUCUUCAUGCCUUCAGAUACAAAACAUACAUUUCCUAGUGCAUUAUCUAAUGCAAAACAUUUACUUAAUAGAGGAUGCUUUUAAAAACUUCUCCAACAAACAUAUUGUUUUGCCUCAAAUAUAUAUAUUUUAACCCAGUGGAUUUGGAUUAUGUUAAUAUGGACAUGUGCUUUUCGAAGUUUGCCAUUGUCGACCCCCUUCAAGAAUAACACGAGGGCAUUAAUAUAAAAUUAUUUGUUUGUUUUCAGCUAAAAAAAGUAAGUGAAAUACAUCUGUCAUGGCAUUAAGGUGAGAAAAUUUGAAGAAAAAAAAUAAAAUAAUAAUGUGCAAAGAUUGCACAAAUCCAAACCAUUCAGGAAACGCAAAAACACAUCUAAUUGUAAAGAGCUCUGAGAUCAGCUGUGUCAUUAGUGUCAAUAUAUCACUAACGGUUAUGCCCAUGGUACACAUUGAUCUGUUUUCAGGGGUGUAAAUGACUGGUUUUGAAUAGGGUCACAGAUGCAUACUUUGAAUAAUUGCAGUGCCAGAUGUCACCCUGUUGGUGACCUUAGCCCAGAGCCUAAUAUAAACCUGAUAACAAAUAAACCAUAUUACCGCGGCUAUAAAAUCAUCAGAAUAAUACUGUGUGUGAACACAAGGACAACUGAAGCUAAUGCAUGACAUUUUAUUCUAAUACAUCAACCAUUAUUGGUUAAUGCCAAACUUUUGAUGGCAAGUGACCGUACACAUGGAGAACCACACACACACACAUAUGCAAACACACAGUGCAUACAUUAUUACAGACCAAGCCCUGCAGUUGGAAUGGCUAAUCCAGGUUUAUGCUUCUACGGGCCGACCUUCACUGGGCCAAAUUGAGGAUAUUCAUCAUGUGCCUACUGAGAAAAGACACUUUCUCUCUCUCUCUCUCUCUCUCUCUCUCUCUCUCGUUUCAUGGCACAGUCAGGGAUGUCUUACUGAACUGCCGAAUCGACCCUGUGCUGACUUCUCUUUUCCGGUCAGGGGAAUUCAAAAGCUUCACAAUUCAUAGGGAAGAAACGGUACAGACUAAAUGCAGUAGUGCGAGACAGCAGACAUGUAAUUGUAAACUGUUCAACGUACUACUGCCUGGAAGUGAAUGUUAUCCACAAAACUGGGUCAGCCUGUCACAACUAAGCUGCAGCCAGGAUUCAAGGUCUCCAGUUUUGAACAAAAUGUGAUAUUGCACCAAACCAACCCCAAGCGAAGGAAUGUUACUGUAAGUUUGAGAAGACCUCCAUUGUCGAGGCUAAAAUGUUGAAGACGGAGGCUUCGGCAGAGAGGAAUACCCUGAGGAGUGCUUCUCCACACCGAAAUGCCUACAGGGCAGAGUUUCAGGCUCUAAAAAAGGCCUUUGAUCAACCUAGGCAGGAUGGAGAUCCUAAGCCUCAAGACCAACAGGGGGUCAGGCAACCUAGAGGAAGGCAGUAUGGUGCCCAUGUCAGUCGUAUCAAAAACAUGUUCAUGCAGAUGGGGACUGAGAACCCCGGGUCGAACAAACGAGGAGGGGAUGAAACCUCCCCGCAGAAACUCACCAAGCCAACAAACUUUAUAAACAAGGCGGAUGGGUCAGUAAUCAAGUUCCAGCAUGGUAAUGGAGAGCGGACUGGUGGUGGCCAUCACAAGUCAAAGUUCUCAGAAACAAGGAAACUGUUUGAGCAGAGCUCCAGAGAUGCUUCACAGUCACCUGUGUACUCUUACGGUAAAGAGAAGAGGGGUUCUCACGAGCAUUUGGAUGACUGGCGGGGGGCGCGUUCAAACAGAGGAAGUACGGACUCUUUGGACAGUCUUUGCUCCAGGACGGAGGCUUCAUCACCCACUGUGAGUCAGCUCAGUGCUGUGUUCGAAAAUGUAGACCAGCAGAACUCUGGUGCUACUUUUAAAAGAGGAAGGGGGCUGUACUCCCCGGAUGGUCUACAGAGACAUGGGGAUGCCAGCGAAGACGAUACCAGCGCACGCCAGUCUCCGUCGUUUGGUUUUUACAGGACGCGAGUAGGUAGCAAGCACAAUCUGCCAGUUUCUUCCUCCUCAGAAGAUCUUCUCAGUCCUAGCCCUCUGUCAGAAGGAGGAGAUCAGGUGAAACCGGGUGAGAAGAAGCCCCAGGAGGGGCCAGUAGAGACAGAAAGCGUAAAAGUGGACUCAGAUACUGCUGAGGUGAUUGAUAGAUCCAGUGAACCAAAACACAGAGUAGACGUGAAAUCAACCGACGCCGUGGAAAGUUCUUUAACCUUGGCUCAAGUCAAUGACACUGCAAUUUGUGACACAACUUUAGGAAAUUCAACUGAGGCUGCAUCCAUCAAGACCUAUGAGGACACAGACACUCAUUUGAAAGAGGAGUCUGGCCAGAUUACAAAGGAUCAAGUAGAGGAACCCACUGAGAAAUACUGUGGGAAUGAAAGAGUUGUUUUCAAUGCGGAUGGAGAUGCUUGCUAUCAGGGCUGGGGGGAGAGUUGCACAGACCUGGAUGAUGAUCUAUAUGAUGAGGACAUUUCUUAUGACCCUGGAUCAGAGAUCAUAGAGAUUCCAGGUCUUCCAGAGGAGGACAAGGAUGAUGUUCCGCAAAAAAGGAAAAUUAAAUUCAGUUCUGCUCCUAUAAAAGUGUUUAAAACCUACUGCAAUGAAGAUUAUGACCGGAGGAAUGAGGAGGUGGACCCGGUGGCAUCAUCAGCUGAAUAUGAGCUGGAGAAAAGAGUCGAGAAGCUGGAACUUCUCCCUGUGGAACUAGAAAAAGAUGAUGAUGGACUCGGGAUCAGUAUUAUAGGAAUGGGGGUUGGUGCUGAUGCAGGCCUGGAGAAGCUGGGCAUUUUCGUCAAGACUGUCAUAGAGGGCGGAGCAGCAGAGAGAGAUGGAAGAAUUAAGGUGAAUGAUCAAAUAGUAGAGGUGGAUGGCACCAGUCUGGUGGGAGUUACUCAAAGCUUCGCUGCUUCUGUCCUGAGAAACACGCAAGGAAUAGUCAAGUUUGUGAUUGGCCGAGAGCGUCCGGGACAGCAGAGCGAGGUGGCUCAGCUCAUCAGUCAAACUCUGGAGCAGGAGAGACGUCAGAGAGAAAUGAUGGAGCAGCAGUAUGCUCAAUACGAUGCUGAUGAUGAUGAGACAGGAGAGUACGCCACGGAUGAGGAAGAGGAGGCGGGACAGACGGCAACAGACCGAGACGUUGCCAUUGAGGUUUUCGAUUUACCAGAAAACGAGGACCUCAUUUCACCAUCUGAACUGGAUGCCACCAAACUUUAUCAGAAGUUCAGAGAGCUGCAGAUUAAACACACUGUCACUGAAGCUGAGAUCCAGAAACUCAAAAACAAGCUGGCAGCAGUGGAAAAAGAGAAGGCACGGUGGGAAAGAGAGAAGACACAGCUGAAGCAAAGCAUCGAGGACAACAAGGAGAGGAUGCUGAAACUUGAGAGCUACUGGAUCGAGGCUCAGACGCUGUGCCAUACGGUCAAUGAGCAUCUGAAGGAAGCGCAGAGUCAGUAUCAGACCUUAGAGAAGAAAUACAACAAGGCCAAAAAACUCAUUAAGGACUUCCAGCAGAGAGAGCUGGAGUUCACCCAGCGAGAGGUUGCAGAGAAGAAGAAGCUGGAGGAGGUGGAGAAGAAUCAUUUGGCUGAAAUUCAAAGCCUUCAGUUAAGGAUUGCUUCUCUGGAGUCAGAACUGAUGCAGCUGAUGAAACAAAAUGGCAUCCAGAUAAACAAUAACAACAACAGCGCGGAGAGCCGAGCACAGUUGACCGAGAGAUUAAUAGCUUUACAGUGUCCGAGGAGAAACUUGCCUGAUAGGGAACUGUGUGAGAUGACGGGAGUCACUGGAGCACAGAGAACUGAGAGCCGUUCUGCCGAGAAACAGAGCCUGGAAGGAAGGGGCUCUGGGCUUCAAACCUCCAGUGUCUCUGAUGGCAUAGUGGAUCCUCUCAGGGACCUGCAACGUCAGCAGGGACCUAAUAAUGAAGUUUCCAGCUCUUCAGUGAGUGAAGCGGAGAAAUCCAGCAAAAAGCUACUAGACUUAAGGUCAUCACUGAAGAAAAGUAAAGGGAAAGAGCAGGAUUCAAAAGCAUCUCCUGGUAUAAGCUCCACAGAACCUUCAGGAGAGAACAGUCCUGACAGAGGCACGAGAAAGGCUUCUGGAGCCUUUGAUGAUCUCAGCAUCAGCAGUGCCAGCUCACCAGAGCUCAGUGGUGCCCUACCUGUUGUUAAGAUGUCUGGUCGACAAAUACUAACAUUUUCUUCAGAUGAGAGUGUGGAUAUGUUUGAAAACGAGGUGCUGGAUGAGGGUCAGCCUCCCAAACAUUACCAGUGGCAGAACCGCAGUGUGACAGAGUGGACAUGUCAACAGGUGUCCUGCUGGCUCAUUGGUCUGAACCUGGAACAGUAUGUCUCUCUUUUCACUGCUAAGAAUGUGGAUGGAGAGCAUCUACUGAAGCUGGACAGUUCAUCCCUGAAGGAUCUGGGCGUGGAGUCGUCUCAGGAUCGGGCUCUUAUUAAGAAAAAGUUAAAAGAUCUGAAGGUGCUGAUGGAAAAAGCUUGCAGAAACAGAGAGAAAAUGGAGAAACGACGUGAAAAACUGCGAAAGAAGGAACUGGAACAGGUUCAAAAACAGGUCCGGAAAAAUGGCAAAUCCUCCGGACCAGGAGAGGGCGCCACUGAAUGACAUCACUUCCAUACUAUUUCACCUUGAGCAGCAUUGCAAGUAGCAAUGAAUUCAGAAUUUCAAUAGUUCUUCUUCACAAAAGGGGCUUAUUGUCAUUGAGCUGCCGCUGGAUGAACAGAAACCAAACUGUCUGAAUAAGGAUUUUCUGGUCUUUACUAAACAUUUUAAAUUCAGGUUUUUCUUGUUUUUGCAGAAUGAUCAUUUUUGUUUUCCUUGUUUUAGGUCGGAUUAAUAUAUAUAUAUAUAUAUAUUUAUUUGCAUUGAAUAAUAGGUAUAUGUUAAACAAGAGCAUAUCAGCGUAUAACUCAUGACUGCAUUACAAGCACCUUUAGAAAUUGAGACAAUGUACAUAUGCAGGUAACGUGAAUAUGAAAAUGUGCCAUUUUUCUAUCCAAACCAAGAUGUGUAUUUUGUCCAAGAGGCAGGAAAGCUUUAUAACGACGGCUUUGCUAAAGCACAGGUCAUAGUGAUGGACGGUGUCGUUGUCAUGGUCACGAUUAAUGGUUCAUUUGUCUCAAAGACUUUGAGUGCUGCUCACAAGAACCACUACAAUCUGAUUUACUGGGAUACAGAAAACCUUACUGUGAGAAGAAAGCCAUUCCAGAUAAUGAAAUACUCUAUAAUGACCUCAAAGUCCUUUUGUGGAUACUCUACUGUAUACUUCGAACCCAGUGUUUGGAUCUCCUUCAACGACCUGCCAGUAUUCAAGUCUGUCCCAAUAAGUUUUCCUUUGAGCUUGAAACUACUGAUCUUUGAAAGACAUACAUACGCGAUGGCAACUUGAUAAUAAACUAUUUCAGGAGUCCACCGGUUUAAACUCUACCCCAAAGACGCAAGCUGUGUACCCUAAAACAAAAAAGAGAAAUCAAGAAAAAAAUACUGCUAGACCCUGUGCUGCUUUUAUUCCAUAGAUACCUGCUUUGACCCUCUACAUUGCCCUGAGAUAGAUUCUCGCUUAGACCUGCGUGCUGCCUUUUGAAAUGCUAUAGUUUUUGUUUUUUUGUGGUUUGCGGUUUUAUUCUGGACACACAAAUGUGUAAAUGCACCACUGUUUUUAUUUUUUGCAUCAACAUUUUUGUAGAGCAUAUUACAAAUGUGCACUUACUGUAAAAUGGACCUAUGUGUAUCUACACACGUAUGUUAUUUUACCUGCUCCCUAGGUUUUCAUGUUACGAUUUCAUUCCCUUUGAGCCCUUUGUUUAUGCAACACAUUGCCAGUAUGUAUGCAUUAUAAGUAUACAAAAACACAGUAGCCUACAGCAAAAUUAAUAUUCAGCUUUGAUUAAUAAUUCCUUUCUAACCAUAUUUUCAUCAUUUUUUUCAUGCUAAAAACACACAACAUGGUGUUGUCUCAUCUGUGGUACAGCACAUAUCAUUCAUGUUUACAUGUGAAAUACUACUUGUUUCCAUAGCAACAUGAAGGCAGCUCUGGUGGUUAUUGGGCACUGUGCAGAGUACAUUAGGCAGUGCCGGAUGACCCUAUGCUUUUCUUACCCUCAAAUGUUACUCAAUUUAAGAUGAUAUUCUGUUCAUUAUUCUUUAUUAUUUAUUUUACUUCUCUCAUAGUAUUAUUUAUUAUUUUAAACUAAUCAAAGAAAUGUUUGAAAUCAGUUAAUAUUUAUUUAUGAAGCAAAAAAUUACCAAAAAAAAAACACUUAUACAAUAUUUCACUGAUAUUAUGAGAUUGUAUGUUUCUUUAUUAACUCACAAUGCACUUGUGAACAAGUCUUCAUUAUCAUAAUGGCAAAGAUAAGCUUAGCAUCAUAAAAUCUUUUCCAGUCCUCUGCUAGGAGUCAGCUAAGAAAUAACCUGCUGUAGAUCCAAAUCUAACCUGCCUAUCCGUGUACAAUACUGACUUUUGUAUGUUAAAGUUGAAGCAAUAGCUUUUAAGCUCUGCGUUUUUUAUAACUUCUCAGUUCCAUGAAAAGACCAUCGUAUGUUUGAAUGUGUUUACAUGCAGGGAUAAUCACCUAUGGAUUUAAAUACAGAAAUGUGCUUGUCAUUCAUGGAUUAUUUUGUUGUUUCACUGAUAUUUUAGGGCGCUUACCUGACAUGUUUAUUGAAUGGUUACACCCUAUUGUUGGUAUAUGCCAGAAUCAGUCAGGGUAUAUUGCACGCACAGCCUGAGAACAGAGCAUUAACCUGUAUAUUUUUUUUCGUCAUACCCGCAUGAGGGACCUCAAUGUGCCAUACCCGUUUUUUCCAAAACUACUAAAUUUUAUCUUUUUUUUUGUUGUUGUUGAUCAUGGAAAUAUGAAAAGCCUUGUGAACAUUUGUCAUGUUGGGCUGUAAAUACACUUUGAAUGACAUAAUUGGUCAGAUAAAUACAAUGAAAGAUCAUUUCAAACCUG